This is a messenger RNA of Microthlaspi erraticum, 1344 nucleotides long. The record is from the annotation of a GenBank genome assembly. NCBI's taxonomy places the organism in Eukaryota, Viridiplantae, Streptophyta, Magnoliopsida, Brassicales, Brassicaceae.
AUGGAGACGACGACAACGCUUCCUCCUCAGUCAAAGCCCCCUCACUUGCCCUACUCGAGUGUGUCCCACCACCGUCCGCCGGCGAGGCGAGAAGACUGGUGGAGCGAGGAAGCGACGGAGACUCUAAUCCAAGCCUGGGGUCAUCGUUACCUCAAGCUCAAUUUCGGGAAUCUCCGGCAGAUUGACUGGAAAGAAGUCGCCGCCGCCGUGAACUCCAGCUACGGUAACGACCACCCGAAGACCGAGACGCAGUGUAGGAACAGGAUCGAUACACUGAAGAAGAAGUACAAGACCGAGAAAGCAAAGCUCUCUCCGUCGGCUUGGCGCUUCUUUGACCGCUUCGACGUCCUUCUCGGUCCCGUCUUGAAGAAGAAACCGGUCAAACCAGCGUCUAAGAACCUUUAUCGGAGUUUAACCGGAACAAAGUCUACGGGAAGCUCUCUUGACGACGAUGAGGCUGGUGAUUUGGAAUUGGUUGCCAAGAAGCAUCCCCGUGUGGAAGAGGAAGAUCUGAGUGAAGGAUCGGCGUGUAAGGAGCUAGCUAGGGCCAUUCUCAAGUUUGGGGAGGUUUACGAGAGAACGGAAGGUAGGAAGCAGAAGGUGUUGAUUGAAUUGGAGAAGAAGAGAAUGGAAGUUGCAAAGGAGCUUGAGUUACAACGAAUGAACAUGUUGAUGGAGUUGCAAUUUGAGCUCGAGAAGUCAAAACACAGGAAACGUGGAGCUGGUUCGGGCUCUUCUAAAAGUAAAUGCCGUGAAGACUACAAGAUCUUGAGGUUUUAUGUCGCUUGUCUUCAAGUCCUCGAGUUCGAGGUUGAGAUAUAUGAUGUCAAGUCUCAUCUCUGGGAAAGCGUUGAAACUAACUUCAAAUUCGACUGGUGUUUCGAUAUAAUAAACCCACGAGAUAUGUCUGUGUCUUUGAAAGGAAACAUGUAUUGGAUUGCUCAGAGGAUUAAGUCAAAGAAGUUUUACUUGUCAGGUUUCGGAGGAGACAGGCUUUCUUUGUUGAGUCAACAUGAAGAUGUGUACGACAUUGAGGUUUGGGCUACAAACAAGGUGAGUGACGAGGCUGUGACGUGGAGCAAGUGUUUUAGCGUGGUUGAUCUGAAUAAGCCAGUUUUAAGCUCGUAUUACCAUCGCACUUUACCGACGUUCUUGGUCCACAAGACCGGCCAUGUCAUGUUGUGGUGCGAGGAGAUAGAUUCCGAGGGGAAAUACGUCAACGUUUACGAAUUAAGCCAAGGUCAGAUCAGGCAACAAGUUGAGACAGGAAGACAUCAACGUUGGGAUAGUCUUCCUAACCGUUGCUAUCUGUUUACUCCAAGUCUGGUUCCGGUUCCAGAGUAA